GCGGCGGAGCCGGGCGCUGCUCCGGGCGGCGGGGGCUGCGCGCCGGCGGGCGGCGGCGGCUCCGUGCCCGUCCUCUUCUGCUUCUCGGUUUUCGCGCGGCCCUCCAGUGUGCCCCACGGCGCCGGCUACGAGCUGCUGAUCCAGAAGUUCCUCAGCCUGUACGGGGACCAGAUAGACAUGCACCGCAAGUUCGUGGUGCAGCUCUUCGCCGAGGAGUGGAGCCAGUACAUCGACCUGCCGAAGGGCUUCCUGGUCAACGAGCGCUGCAAGGUGCGCCUGGUCCCGCUGCAGAUCCAGAUUACUACUUUGGGGAACCUGACACCCUCAAGCACUGUUUUUUUCUGUUGUGAUAUGCAAGAACGAUUCCGGCCUGCCAUCAAAUACUUUGGGGAUAUCAUCAGCGUGGGCCAACGACUGCUCCAAGGUGCACGGCUCUUGGGUAUUCCAGUUAUUGUCACUGAACAGUAUCCCAAAGGUCUUGGCAGCACUGUGCAAGAAAUUGAUUURACAGGAGCUAAACUUGUGCUUCCCAAGACAAAAUUUUCAAUGGUGUUGCCAGAAGUUGAAGCAGCGUUAGCAGAGAUACCUGGAGUCCGCAGYGUUGUCCUGUUUGGAGUAGAAACUCAUGUCUGCAUCCAACAAACAGCGUUGGAAUUAAUUGGCAGAGGUCUGGAAGUUCAUAUUGUAGCUGAUGCCACCUCAUCAAGAAGUAUGAUGGACAGAAUGUUUGCUCUUGAGCGUCUUGCUCGUACUGGAAUUAUAGUUACUACUAGUGAAGCAAUAUUGCUGCAGCUGGUAGCUGAUAAAGAACAUCCAAAAUUCAAAGAAAUCCAAAAUCUCAUUAARGCUAGUGCCCCUGAGUCUGGGCUCCUUUCCAAAGUUUAAAGCAGUCAUGGAGGAAGCAGAUCUCAUUGUCAUCUUUAAAGAGGAAGGAAAGCUAUAAGCGCACAUAUACACCUUCUUUUGCUCAAAGUUUAGUAGGAGUAUAAAAAUAAAAAUUGACAUAGUUGUGCUUGCCUUAGCAAAAUUGUCUGAUUAUAUGUCUGGGUGCCAGUUUGUUCUGUUUAGUUACGGCUGUCUGAGGUUUUGGGUACUAUAGGACCCUUCUGUUGUCCAAUUUCUUUAUUUAUUUAAAAAAAGAACUAACAGAGGUGCCCUGCUAGUCCAUACUAUACACUGAUUGUAAGAGCUCCAGGAAACGCAUAUUACUGUGACACCUCUUGAUUGUGCGCUUUGCAAGUGUUCUGUGAUGUCCUGCUUUACUUUUGUAUUAAUAGAAGAUAAUUACAUAUUGGGUAAAUGUGAUGUGAUAUGCUUUAAUGUUCUAUGUAAAUGAAAUAUUUUAUUAGGGCAUAAAUUUAAACCAAGUAAGAUAUAUGAACUACAUGUGCGCUUUUGUUCUCUAGGAUAAAAUUUAAGCACUUUGCUUCAUAGACAAGACACAUAAAUCAAGCAGCAACUGAUGUUCGAUUGCCCUAGGUAGCUGAAGUCUGCAUCAUGACUUUUGAUUAUACUAAAAUUGACUGCCCAAGGCUGUAUUUUACUUAAAACUGUCAUGUAAUGAGUUCUUUAUAAACAACUGGUGUAAACUCCUUCAGAACUUGCAAAUAUUACCAAAGCUUUAAAUUGGAGAUGUCAAGGAUGUUUAAGAAUGAGAACUUUACAGGUUCAAGUGCUAAAUUUACUGAUAUGUUUAGAUUUAUUUUGCUUUAUUUUAGCCCUAGUUUUGUUAGAUUGUGUAUUUCUAUCCAAUUUACUCAAGAGGGCUCUGGAAGAAGGCUCAGCUUCUCUGGGUUUUUGUGCUAUUUCUGUGGGCUGCAGUUGGGUGGAGUUUGAAUAGAAUGUGGCCUAAAAGCAUUCUUCAUCUUUAACAUAAUGAUAUAUAUUUUUUCUAUCUAGAACUAAGCUUUUAACAUGUGAUUGUUCAUAAAGGCACUUCCUUCAUGUUCUAGGGGAUUAAACAAUGUUGUAUAAAGUUUACAGUGUGCCUGAGACAUUUAUUUUUUUAAAAGAGUACUAGAAGAUGUCAUACUAAUACUGAUCUUUUUGGURGAAAACCUGUUAAARAACAUAUAUUGUUUAAAAUUGCUUAUUUUCCCCACAAGAUGGCUCUAAAAGAAUUGUUUCAUAAAAAAAAUUGUUUCAAUUAUUUCAUAUAACCUUUAUAUGUUCAAAUCAAAUAAAGAGUUAACA
This is a messenger RNA of Malurus melanocephalus (red-backed fairy wren), 2193 nucleotides long. It is a transcript of the gene ISOC1, whose product is annotated as isochorismatase domain containing 1. Gene Ontology annotation, cellular component: cytoplasm. The record is from RefSeq and is a predicted model, not a curated record. The transcript has 5 exons. The annotation marks the transcript as partial. Lineage: Eukaryota; Metazoa; Chordata; Aves; Passeriformes; Maluridae.